Nothobranchius furzeri (turquoise killifish) is the source of this 4186-nucleotide messenger RNA. RefSeq names its product R3H domain-containing protein 1. The record is from RefSeq and is a predicted model, not a curated record. Gene Ontology annotation, molecular function: nucleic acid binding. NCBI's taxonomy places the organism in Eukaryota, Metazoa, Chordata, Actinopteri, Cyprinodontiformes, Nothobranchiidae.
UCCUCCCCUCUCCCUCUACACUCCCCUCUCCUCCGUCCUCCGCUGGCAGUCAGUUGAGCGAGCGUGCAGGAGGCGGCAGGCAGCUGCCGGAGGAGCGAGCUGGGAGGCGACUCCAGCCUCCUCUCCCGCACAUUCAGCCUCCUGUACGAUGGAAACUAACCGGCGGCGGAGCAGAAGGGAUGGAGGGCAGAGCUGGCGGGUGCGCAGGUCGGCAGGGGUCAUGAGGGUGUCGGAGGCCCUGCUCACUGUGCAGAGCAGCUGAAGCAGACAUGGGCACAGCGGUCCUGGAUGGCAUCGGUUGGCUCCGCCUCUUUGACGUCAACAGCCGCGACCACCACAGGCUCCAGAACAAGUGCUCCGUAUUCGCCAGCAUCUCCCUGUAAGACUUUGCCAUGAGAAUGUCCGACAUCGCGGACACUGAAACGAUGAAGGUUCCCCAGGCCGCCGACACACCCGCAAAAGACAACACCACCAAGUCCGAGGUCUGCGAGCCGAGCCAGAGCAGCAGAGAGGAGCACGGCGGCAGCAAUAAGGACACUCAGCCCGUGAAGUACUCCAAGUCCAACACCAGGCUAAAGCUCGUACGGAGCCUGGCGGUGUGUGAAGAGUCGUUCCCUUGUGCUAUUCCCGAGCCUUCAGCAACACCUCAGGAUGGAUUCCUUCAGCCACCCACUGAAAAUGAGGAACGUGGUGCCAAAGACCAAGCUGAAAAGGAAGGUGGCUGCGACAAGGUGGACAAACCAGAGAAAGCACCAAGGAAAAUGCUGUCGAGAGAUUCCAGUCAAGACUACACGGAUUCCACCGGUAUAGACCUCCACGAGUUCCUGGUCAGCACAUUAAAGGGCAACCCCAGGGAUCGAAUCAUGCUGCUGAAGUUGGAACAGGACAUCUUGGAUUUCAUCAGUAAUAAUGAAAGCCAGAAGAGGAAGUUCCCCCCCAUGACGUCCUACCACCGGAUGCUGCUGCACCGAGUAGCAGCCUACUUUGGUAUGGACCACAACGUGGACCCCAGUGGAAAGUCAGUGGUCAUCAACAAGACCAUCAACACUAGAAUACCCGAUCAGAAAUUCUCGGAGCACAUUAAGGGUGACAGGGCGGACGAUUUUCAGAAACGCUACAUUCUCAAACGAGACAACUCCAGCUUUGAUCGAGACGACAGCACGAUCCGAAUGCGUUUGAAAGCUGACAAGAGGAGCAAAUCGAUGGAGGAGAGGGAGGAGGAGUACCAGCGAGCCAGAGAAAGGAUUUUUGCACAUGAUGGUGAUCACUUUAUAUUGGAUAGAAGCGCACAGGAGGAACACUCAUGCAUGAGCACUCAGCAGAGGCGGCAAAUGUUCAGAUCACGAGCCGGCCUGUCCAGCGCCAGCCGGCAGAGCAGUUCGGAGACGGAGACGCUGCUCCGGCACGGUGAGCCUCGGCCGUGGAGCAGCACGGACAGCUCGGACAGUUCCAACCGGCUCGCCCCGAGGCCCGCCAUCACCAAGGCCAGCAGCUUCAGCGGCAUCUCUGCGGGCCUGGUCCGCGGGGACAGCACGGCCAGCAGCAAGAGCACCGGCAGGCUCUCCAAAACAGGAUCGGAAUCGUGCAGCAGCGUGGGAUCCUCGUCCAGCUCCCUGUCCCGUCCUCAGCUGCCCCUCCCGGUUCCGGUGUCCUCUCGGUCCAACCCCCCCAGCGCCCCUCCAGCUCACCACGGCAUCAACGCCAGAGGACCCUCUGACAAAAGCGUCCCCUCCCAGCCGGCAGCUUCCAUUCCCGACACCACCAACUACUACGUGUUGCCGCUAGAAGCCUCGGGGAUUCCACCUGGCAGCGUCCUGGUCCAUCCACACACAGGUAAGCCUUUCAUCCACCCUGAUGGCAGCGCGGUUGUCUUUAACCCGACCAGCGUCGGCCCAGCUGCCGGCCGAGUCCCGCAGCAGGGGAAAACGCGGCCGAUCCCUGCAGCGCCGCAGCAGCAGCAGCCGACCAAUCACCUACACACACAGCCAGUCUGUCCUCCUCUUCAGCUGUCCUCUGAGCCUGUCCACAGCCCAGCGGUCUCUUACCCUCCUCAGUUCCUGCCCUUCUGUCCUCCUCACCUACAAUACACUGUGCCCGAAGCCCUCAACAGCCAGUUCAGUCACAUGACUCUGUCGCAGCAGCCGUUAGGGGAGGGCGGGGCUCCGCAUCCCGAUGGGCGCCACUACUCCUCCGUCUACAACCCCCACCCCUCCGCCGUGAUGCUGCAGGGAGCACCGCCUCAGCAGGUGGCGGGGUUCAUGGUAGCAGGGCCAUCAGGGGGGCACCCGGGGGUGCUGCAGGGUCAGCACGUCCCCAUCCCCACGCCGGGCCAGAACUCGCUGUACCCCAGCUCUGGCCCCGCCCCUUUUCCUGCAACUGCACCUCCGCUGCUCCAGCAGCACGCCUACGUCCAGCAGCCGCUGCAACAGAUGUCCGCCUGUUACUGCUCCUCAGCACACCACCCGCCGUGCUCCAACCAGCAGCAGCAGUACCGACCCCACCCCAACCAACUGACCUACAACUGCCCUCAGAGCCAAAACCUGCCCCAGCAACAAGUGCACCAAGCCGUGAUGCCAAACCCAGCGUCCAGCUACCAGACCGUAGUGGGCGUCCAGCCAACACCCAACCUCGCUCUCGCUGGAAACCAGCAAAGCAAUAUGGCCAGCCAGAUGCAAGGCAUGAUGGUCCAGUACCCUCCUAUGCCCUCCUAUCAGCAGGUUUCUGUUCCGCAGCAGACAUACCAGCAGCCGGUGUUCAUGUCCUGCCAGCCGGGCCAGGGGCCAGUGGCUGUCUCUGGUGUGCAGCCCUGCUACAGCCUGCUCUCCCCCACCCAGCACACCACCAUGAGUUCAACAGUAAGUUUCCUGCCCUCCCCAAUGAUGGAGCCGCUCCAGUUUCCUCAGGCCUCGUCUCCCUGCCUCCCCCAGCAGCACCCGGGCCAACCCUACACAGGCUUGUUGCCGCCGGCGCCCGGCAGCGGCGUGGUGAUGCUGCAGAUGUCGGUGCCCUCCUGCCAGCAGCCUCGAGCCCCCUCCCCCUGCCAGAGGAAGCAGCCUGGACACAAACACUCUGAGCGGAGCCGGCGGCCCGCUGAACUCCCUCCGACUCCGGACAACAUCCAGAGCAGCCUACGCUCGUCGCCGGCGCUCACCCCCUCGCUGUGCCCACCCUCCAGCAUCAAGGGCCUCCCGACAGGCGUCCCGCCCUUCCCCGUCCUGUCCCACCAACUCCCCGCCGCCUUCUGCCACAGUGGACAAGGUGAAGCGCACUACUCUCUACUGGGCCAGCCGCUGCAGUACAAACCCUCCAUCAGACCUCCUCUGAUCCACGCUGCUCACAUGGUCACCAAACAUCAGGGUCCUCUGGGAGUUUGGCGUAGCGGUCAUGGCAGGAAGACCAACAGGAAACCUUUGUCUUCAGAUCUCAGUGUAGUGAGAAGUCCGGUCCUGGAAGUGAGGGGCGCUCCAGAGGGGAUCAGCUGCUCAGACUCCCAGCAGUCCCCCGGCUGAGUUCGGUACAGGCAGCCAUCCGCAGCACGACCAGAGACGCUCCCAGGGAACUUCACCACAGCUCAUCGUUUUUCACCCCCACUGGCAGCGGGGACCUCGGCCAACGCUAAGCUCUGAGCUAGCGCCGGAGACAAAGAGGAAGCUGCCUCCAUCUGGACCGCCUCCCAGAUUCUGUCCAAAACGAACAAAAACACACCAGAAGUUUGGAAAGCGAACGUUGACUUUCAUUUUGUUUUAGUUCAUUUUUAUCUUUAGUUUCUCUGGUUUGUGCUGAACUCAGAUCUGUUCUAAACGUCUCUGAAAGCUUUGGGUUUUAUCCGCCAGCUGGUUCUACGAGGUUUUCACCCACCUUUCAUACGAGCGUUCCCAUCAACACCAGUGGGCGACGUUUAUCUCCGCUCUGCCCCCAGCGACGCCUCGCCGCGGUCCCGCCGGGCGCACACACGCCUGCACCGCACAGAACACUGAGGACCGGAUUUACUACCUUCAUUAUUUAAAGUUAAACACAUUGAAUGUUCCAUUUGCACUGAAACGUUGAUCCAGAUGAGAGGUUUGGUUGUCAUUCAGGGCCUGGAUUUUCUUUUUAUGAAGCCGUCAUACCUGUUUGUUGCACUCGGCCAGGCCUCUUUGUUUUAUAUAAUAAAUUAAAAAUGUUUGUAUGCACAAGAAAAAUGCAA